Molecule: messenger RNA, 2000 nt
Organism: Trematomus bernacchii (emerald rockcod)
Lineage: Eukaryota; Metazoa; Chordata; Actinopteri; Perciformes; Nototheniidae
Product: reticulon-4 receptor-like 2
Exons: 3
Coding region: 94-1173 (359 amino acids)
Cellular component (GO): plasma membrane
Molecular function (GO): protein binding
Source: RefSeq, a predicted model, not a curated record
GCUGACAGCGCCUCCGUCAUGUUCCUCCACCUGCCGCCGGCUGCAUGCUGACCGCCGUCUGCAGGAGACACAGCUGCUGAGAGCCUGGGAGCCAUGAAGGCAGUGCUGCUGCUGCUGCUGCUGCUGCUGCUGCUGCUGGCGGAGGCGUCCUCCAGGACUCACAGCAGCUGGUGUGAGCUGGGCUGCGACUGUCGAGGAGAUCUGAAGUUCACCAUCUGCUCUCGGGGGCUCUUCACCCAGCUCCCCUCCAGAGUGCCGCCCUACACCGAGCUCCUGGACCUCUCUGACAACCUCAUCUCCAUCAUCCCCGAGCGCUCCUUCGACAAGAACCGCAAGCUGCGCGUGCUUCUGCUGCAGAACAACAACAUCAGCGUGGUGCAGCCCGGAGGCUUCUCCAAGCUGGAGUUCCUGCAGAAACUGGACCUGAGGUGGAACCGGAUCUCCGUGCUGACCGAGGGGUUCUCCGCCGGGCUGUCCUUCCUGCGGGAGCUGCAGCUGGCUCACAACCGGCUGACGCGCCUGGACAGCCGCAGCUUCCUGCACCUGGAGGCCCUGCAGAGGCUGAACCUGAGCGCCAACAGCAUUCGCUCCAUCCAGGUCAGAGCGUUCGCUCCGAUGAGCAGCCUGCGGAAGCUCCACCUGCAGGACAACCGGCUGACCUCUCUGCGCAGCGGCAUCUUCUCCAUGCUGCGCUCCCUGGAGGUCCUCAACCUGGCCGGGAACCAGAUCAGCGACAUGGAGAUGGGCGUGUUCACACCGCUCACCAGCAUGUCCCUGCUCAACCUGGCUGACAACAACAUGUCGACGGUGUACUUCAAGACGUUCCUCAGCAUCCACUCCUACACGCACAUCCUGCUGGAGGAGAACCCGUGGAACUGCGACUGCGACCUGCAGAGAGUUUUCCGGAAGCUGCGCAGCAUCCAGAGGCUCUUCCUGGACGACUACUACAACCUGACCUGCGCUGAGCCGCCGGUGCUCAGAGACUACCGGCUGAUGGACGUGGACACGGAGCUGUGCCUGUCUGAGACCGUCACCGUGCUCAUCAUCACCUUCACUGUGGUGACCACCUUGCUGGCCGCCAUGCUGAUGGGCGAGAGGAAGAGGAAGAAGAAGAAGAAGAAGACGACGCACUGGACGCAGCAGGGGGAACAUUCUGAAGAGUCUGACUACUGAAUCUGUCUAUUUAAGUUUCUUAUUUUCUGGCAUUCUAGCAAUAUUUCCAGGAAACUGUUGCUCCAGUAAAUAUCUCAGGAACAUCUGCAUGGAUAGAGAUUUUCAAUUCUAAGUUCAUUUGUCUUAUUUCCCACAUGCCUCACACCGAAAAGAGUCUGAAAAAGCUUCUAAAAAAACAAAACUGUAGAGGAAAAAUCUGCUGCAACAUUUUCUUUACAGUAAAUGCAUUGUAUAUUUUCACUGCUUUAUUAGUGCAAAGGUUUUAUUUUCUCAUCUUAAAUGUUUGAAUCUGUAUAUUUUAGUUAUGUGUAUGCAUUGUGAUGCAUUUACACAUGUUUCUGAUGUGACAAUGAGUUUGUUAAACAUUAAAUGGGUGUUUAAUGUGACAUUUUAGUGACUUUAAAAUAUACUUUUUCAACACAACAUUUUGAAAGAGUCUUUAGCAGCCCCUGCAGGUCAAACAGAUGCAUUGCUUUUACAAUUUGAUGACAUUAGUUUUGAUAGAUGUAGCUUUAAAUGCAUUUAAUGUUUAUUAUUACUAUUAAUGAACUUGCUUUAAUACAACCAUUAUAUCACUCUAGGGACAUGUGCUUCAGUGGUAACAUUAUUUUCAUUUGUCUACUCUACUGGAUUUUUUUUACAGUGUUACAUGUAUCUGUGCAGAGUGAUUUUAAACGGAAUUAAUGGAAUGUAUUCAAUAUGUUUUCAUAAUGAUUGAUGGAAGUUCCCCCCUUGAACAGACAUGCUGGAGCCCCUCAGGCGGAGUCUCAUUGCUGCUUCAAAGUGAGAGGAUUUAGCACUGAAGGGGACCGGAUGUUCACAAAAUA